Messenger RNA from Sinocyclocheilus grahami, 1492 nucleotides. Its product is annotated as CCR4-NOT transcription complex subunit 2. The transcript has 10 exons. The record is from RefSeq and is a predicted model, not a curated record. Lineage: Eukaryota; Metazoa; Chordata; Actinopteri; Cypriniformes; Cyprinidae. Bases 11 to 1126 code for a protein of 371 amino acids. Gene Ontology annotation, cellular component: CCR4-NOT core complex. Gene Ontology annotation, biological process: regulation of DNA-templated transcription.
GACAAACGGAAUGUUCAGUGCAACGAGAAAGAAGUUUGGGGAGGGGGUCGAAAGUGACUACCCUGAUGAGAGCAUAUACUAUGGCCAGACGUCAAUGUUCCCGCAUCGAUCGGAGAAAGACAUGCUAUCAUCUCCCUCGCCGUCAUCGUCAGGUCAAUUGUCACAGCUUGGUGCGAGUUUGUAUGGUCCGCAAAGUGCACUAGGUUUCUCAAUAAGGGGCAUGAGCAACAACAACCCUCAAUUGAACCGAAAUUUAACACAAGGCACUCAGUUACCGAGCCAUAGCACCCCAACAACAGGCGUCCCAACAAUGUCCCUCCACACACCACCUUCGCCGAACAGGGGCAUCCUGCCUAUGAACUCCAGGAACAUGAUGAGUUCGCAGGUAGGGCAGGGCAUGGGCAUGAGCGGCAGGACCAACAGCAUGGGCAGCUCUGGCCUGGGUAGCCCUAACCGCAGCUCUCCCAGCAUUAUCUGCAUGCCCAAGCAGCAGCCAGCACGCCAGCCAUUCACCAUCAACAGGUGCAAGGUAACAAACAUUCCCUUAGGAAUGGUGACAGAUCAGUUUGGAAUGAUUGGACUCCUGACAUUCAUCCGGGCAGCUGAGACGGACCCUGGGAUGGUUCACCUGGCUUUAGGAAGCGACCUAACAACGCUAGGGCUCAACCUCAACUCUCCGGAGAAUCUGUAUCCUAAGUUUGCAUCUCCCUGGGCUUCAGCUCCAUGUCGACCACAAGACAUUGACUUCCAUGUUCCCUCGGAGUACUUAACCAACAUUCACAUAAGGGACAAGCUGGCUGCAAUAAAACUGGGACGAUACGGUGAAGACCUGCUGUUUUACCUCUACUACAUGAACGGAGGAGACCUCCUACAACUCCUCGCUGCUGUUGAGCUCUUCAACCGGGACUGGCGGUAUCAUAAAGAGGAAAGGGUUUGGAUCACAAGAGCACCUGGCAUGGAGCCCACGCUAAAGACCAACACCUACGAGAGAGGAACAUACUACUUCUUUGAUUGUCAUAACUGGAGGAAGGUCGCUAAGGAGUUUCACCUGGAAUACGACAAGCUAGAGGAGCGGCCUCACGUGCCAACCACCUUCAAUUACAAUCCGGCCCAGCAGGCCUUCUGAAGCCGAGUCCGUCAGCGGCAACAGACAGCCAGCCGACCUGCCUGACCACAAAAAACCUGGUUUUAUCCUCAACUUCUGGACUAGGACUGCGGGAGGGGGAGGGGGGCGGCGGGGGUCUCCACCUUGAGAACUGGGGGGAGGGGCCCUGCCUUACAAAUUAUGUGCUGCCCGAACACACAACUUCUGUAUAUUUUCAUUCUGUUUUUAAAUUCCCCUAUUACGUUUUUUUCUUCUUCUCCCUCCAUUUCAUUUCGAGCAGGGUCAAUGUUUUGUUUACUCUGACGGAAAGCCCCUUUUGGUGUUUGCCUGGAGUCUUUGAAGUUGCAGUACAGCACACAAACUCAUCCAUUGGUAUUCAAGAGAAAA